Molecule: messenger RNA, 1182 nt
Organism: Paraphaeosphaeria sporulosa
Lineage: Eukaryota; Fungi; Ascomycota; Dothideomycetes; Pleosporales; Didymosphaeriaceae
Exons: 2
Coding region: 219-1016 (265 amino acids)
Source: RefSeq, a predicted model, not a curated record
CGAGACACACUUCUUGAUUGGCCGCAGAGGGAUCGCCGGUGUUCGCGUAGAUCAACUAUGUGAGUGGCAAGCGGUGAUGCCGUGGUACCGUGAAGGGGCUCAGCGCAAGCUCGCGAAAUACUAGCAGCGCGAGGCAGCAGCCGUGCCUUGUACCUACUCUGCACGUUGUCGCCGUUCUUUCCAGUAAUUUUAUUCAUUUCCCGGCCUCUGCCAGCGCCAUGUGGUUCUCAGCAACCGUACUGGUGGUUAAUUUCGUUGUUGGAGCUGUCGCGCACGGGCGAGGCGGGUGGGACUGGGUCCAUGGGCUGCCAAGCUGUUGGGAGGACUGUCUGGACAACAGUGGAUGCGACUCCAAGAGCUGCAUAUGCGAGUCUAGCCAGGAUGGCGAUUACCUGACCAGUGCAGUCGAAUGCGCGGUGCGGUCCUGCAACGCAGAUGGAUUGAAUGUCGCUCUAAGCUUCCUUGCACCUCUGCAGAUGUACUGCAAAGCCACUCGAAACGAGAUCCCCGACGAGAUCAUGAGCAGCGCGUACUCGUGCGCAACUGCCACGUCCACAUCGGCGACUCCAACCACAACGCGCAAGGACGAACACUCCACCCAAGCUCCCAAAACCUCGAAAGACGCGGGCAGUGGGCUGGAGAGCACCAUUACAAGCACUAUAACGGUGACAACGACCGAUGAGAGUGGGAGCACGUUGCAAGUACUCAUUCCGAUUGUCAUGGGCCCCAGCACCAUGACUACGGGCGAGAUGAUAACUUCGACGCUUGACAGCAAGCCGACCGCCAGUCCUGCUGCGACCUCGAAUGCUGAGGCCGCAGGGUCGACCGCCGCGGUGCCGGUGCCGGCGCCGUCGCAACCGCAGGAAUCGCCAGCUUCCUCUGCCACAGCAAAAGCAACCAGCAUCGGCAACGGGAGCCCCUUCGAUCUCUCUGUGCAGGGCGGAUCAGCGCCUUUGGGCUUUUCGGCAUCCUUCGUCGGGUUUGGUAUACUGUUUGGAGCUCUUGCCAGGAUAUAGAAACCUGCGAGACGCGCCUGUACAUGUGUAUAAUAUAAUAAUGGGUGUGCGGUGGGUAUUACUCUGCGGAAGAUACCACAGGAGUGUGAAGGCCUUGAACUGCCAACUGGACGUCCGGAACGUAAAGCGAUAAAUACACGAGAAUAAUGCCAUAUCUAUACUGUUC